CAACAACUUUUGUUGCCCAUCUUCAGAUCCCAUGGUUGUGGUUGUUGAGGAGGAAAGGAGGAGGAAAGAGCUCCCUCUCUUUCUUUUUCUCCUUCUUUUUUUAUCUCCGUCUCUUUCUUCUCCCCCUUCACCUAAAAGGAGACACCUCUCCCAAGGCUUGCCCCCUAAAGAAGCCCCCUUCGAUGGGAUCCCUGGUUCCUGGAGUCCUUUCCCACCCUGGGAUGCCUGUGUUCCAGCUCUUGCUUGCAGCCCGGGAGGGAAGGCGAGGGAGAGAAGGAGGGCUGUGUGUGUGUGUUUAUGAAUGGGACUCUUGGAGGAUCAUUAGCUAUGCAAAUCGAAGCGGUUCAUUCAUGAGUUUUUUUUUUCCAAGCCGGGAAGGGAGGGGGAGGCGAUCUCUCUCAAAAGCCAUCUUGUGUGUUCCCCCCCUUUUCUUCUUCUUCUUCUCUCUUGUAGGCAGCGCCGAGGCUACAGCUGGAGGAACUCUCGCUUUAAGCCCAAUGUCUAGAAAAUCAUAACCAUUUUCCUUCCAAACAAACAAAACAAAACAAAAUAUUCCUGCGGGAUGGAUGGAUUUUAUGACCAGCAAGUGCCUUACAUGGUCACCAAUAAUCCCUGUGGGAGAAACUGUAAUGAGCGACCAACAAAUGUCAGGAAAAGAAAAUUCAUUAAGAGAGAUCUGGCUCAUGACUCAGAAGAACUGUUUCAAGAUCUGAGCCAAUUACAGGAGACAUGGCUUGCCGAAGUGGCUUUUCAUGGCCUCCCGCUGAAAAUCAAGAAAGAACCCCACAGUCCAUGUUCUGAACUCAGCUCAGCGUGCAGUCAAGAACAACCAUUCAAAUUCAGUUAUGGGGAAAAGUGCCUGUACAAUGUCAGUGCCUAUGAUCAGAAGCCACAAGUGGGAAUGAGGCCCUCCAACCCAUCAACUCCAUCAAGCACUCCAGUUUCGCCAUUGCAUCAUGCCUCCCCAAACUCGGCUCAGAAUCCAAAACCUGACCGGGUUUUUCCUACUCACCUGCCUCCAUCACAGCCCAUUCCAGACAACGGCUUUCCUAUGGACCACAGAUUCCGCCGUCAGCUCUCGGAACCUUGCAAUUCAUUUCCUCCUUUGCCCGCCAUACCAAGGGAAGGCCGCCCAAUGUACCAACGGCAGAUGUCUGAGCCAAACAUCCCUUUCCCACCACAAGGGUUUAAACAGGAGUAUCAUGAUCCAGUGUAUGAACACAAUGCCAUGGUUAGCAAUUCACUCAAUCAGAACUUCCCCCCUCCUAUGAUGAUUAAACAGGAGCCUAGAGAUUUUGCAUACGAUUCAGAAGUGCCUAGCUGCCAUUCCAUUUACAUGAGGCAAGAAGGCUUCCUGGCUCACCCAAACAGAACAGAAGGUUGCAUGUACGAAAAGGGACCGAGACAGUUUUACGAUGACACUUGUGUUGUUCCAGAGAAGUUUGAUGGAGAUAUCAAACAGGAGCCAGGAAUGUACCGGGAGGGGCCCACAUACCAGCGGAGGGGCUCUCUUCAGCUAUGGCAGUUCUUGGUUGCCCUUUUGGAUGAUCCAUCAAACUCUCAUUUCAUUGCUUGGACUGGCCGAGGAAUGGAGUUCAAGCUGAUUGAACCAGAAGAGGUGGCACGUCGCUGGGGAAUUCAGAAAAACAGGCCAGCCAUGAACUAUGAUAAACUUAGCCGUUCACUUCGUUAUUAUUAUGAGAAGGGGAUCAUGCAAAAGGUUGCUGGGGAGAGAUACGUCUACAAGUUUGUUUGUGAUCCUGAAGCCCUCUUCUCCAUGGCCUUUCCAGACAACCAGCGUCCUUUGCUGAAGACUGACAUGGAACGCCAUAUCAAUGAAGAGGACACCGUCCCACUGUCUCACUUUGAUGAAAGCAUGGUCUACAUGCAAGAAGGAAGCUGCUGUAACACCCACCCUUAUAAUGAAGGCUAUGUGUAUUAACCACAGUGACACUAAAGAAUACCCUUUCCUCUGGCCCAUUCCCACCUGCCCACAAAAGCUUUCCCUCUUUCAUGAGACCAGGAGGAAAGCUGAACCCCCUUCAGUUGGUUUUGUAAAAAAAAUAAUUAAAAAGGGUGUUUUUUUAAAGAAUAAAAUAGUACUAUAAAGGGGCUUCUCCUGUUGCAUUACUCCUAUGGUCUGCCAUGGACAGUGCACUUUAUUUGAAAGGGGAAGAUUGGGAUCUAAUGAUUUAUUCUUUGGAACAAGAAGAAAAAGGAUGGGUCUGCUUUUCUUUUAUUCUUUUCCUCUUUUCGUGUUGGGAAUGGAACAUACAGAGUUUAAGUAUAAAGCUGUAUCAUGUCUUUAUUUUUGUUUUGUUAUGUUUCAUAUUGGCUUAAAGAUUAUUCUACAUGUUUUCUGGGUAGCUGUAGUACCGUUAAUUCUAGGAGUGGUCAAUAAUCAUUUGUACAUUAUUUGAGGAGUUGUCUGCCAUGGGCACUUUCCCUUUCCUGUUGCCUCACCUUAUUUUCUGCAUUUUGUUUUUCAAAAAACAUACAGAGAACAUAAUUUCACUGAAUCAGAACAUUGAUCCUUCAAUGUGGUGAUGUUUACACAGGCUGGAAUGACUCUUUGAGGGUUUCAAUGUAUGUCUUUCCCAGCAUUAUUGGGAGAUUAGAGAUGCAGUUCUUCACAAAUUUCAUCGUUGGAGGAGGCAAGAAGUGAUUUUAACUUAUUUUUUCCUGCCAUGAAAAGGUCUUCAGAAACUGCAGUUUUUGGAAACUAUUCACAGUUUGGGACUUCUUCUGUACAAAAUUAACACACACAAAAUUCUUCUGUUCAGAAAACAGCAUUUUCAGUGUAUAAAAUAUUACUUUGUGCAGAAAAUGCUGUAGUUGGAAACUACAGCAAAAUUGUGCACUUUUUGGUACAGAACAGUACUUUCUGUCCAUUUAACAGCAUUAUCUGCACAGAAAAUACUAUGUUCUAUGGUGGAAAAUAGAGCAUAUUUUGUGCAGAGUACACCCUGAAGUGCAAAUAUUCUCAUUACAGUUCAUUGUUUUUAUUUUGUAAGAAUUGAGCAAAGACAUUCUUUGAAAAAAAAUUGAGCUUAUAGACAAUUUUGACUAUCCGAGAAGCCAAAAUAACAGGUUACUUUUUCUAGGGCAUUGUGUAUUUAAUUUUUGCAAGUCUGGGUUUCAAUAUCAGUGUAUUCAACCAUGAUGAUGCUAAAUUGACACUGUCCUUUCCUUUUUCAAAAGAAUCCUUAGCUUUAACCUCAGUAUGAUUGGCACAGACAAAACAGUUGUCUUUAACCUGGGAAUAUGUGUCUCUAUUGAAUCUGACCAGUGCAAAUGAGAGAUAAUUUCAUUUCAAUCUACAUAUAGAAAAUGUACAAAAUUCUCGCUCACCCUCCAUAUUUGGGACAGAAAGAACAUAAGCUUUAAAAUAUUCAAGUGUGUUCAUGGGUUGUGUGUGGCAAAACUCGACAGAGGUUUUUUGUCCCUAUAACUAUGUGCAUGUAAAGUAUAUAAUCUGGCAGUAAUGGCAGAUUCAGGACUCAAUAUAGUACUGUCCCUUUUUGAUUUUCUUCUAAUGCCACAAUUUGUUUUGUAUUUUGCCCUCUCUUUAAAUUUCUAAAAUAAGCCCUUCCUGCUUUGUGUUCAUUAAUGGAUCAUUAAGGAAAGAAUUCACUCUGGACUGAAGAGCACAAUUCCUGGCUCAAAACUGCAAAUUGCAGGGUUGUAGCUUAGCUUCUUGUAUCUGGUGCCAUCUUGCUAUGCAAGUACAGCACAUUUGAUCUUUUUAGACCUUUCAGUACCCACCUGAGUAUAAUAAUUACAUGUGCUAAAACAUUUUGGAAUAUCAUUUCAACAUUAAAUACAGGAUUGUGAUCACAGAGGAGAUCUAUUGCGUCCUUCCAUUUGCUUUGGUGCAUAAAUAAGUUAUUUAAUCAAUAGGAAUUAACUGUACUAGUUCUCAUAUCUCAUCCUGCUGUUUAGACUGCAGUGCACACUCCUUGAGCAAAAUAUCCAAUACACAACAUAGGUACUUAAAUAAUUUUAGACAUGGUACCCAUUAAUAUGCAUUUAAACCUUUUACUGAUGCGUUAUGUUGAUAAACAUAUAUACAUACUAGGUAAUGCUAAUGCUUAUGCUGCUGUCUUAUUUCUGUAAAAUUAUCUUUGCUGACUUUACUAUGCCCAUUUAUAAGCAAUGCUGUAACUACAGGUAGCAUUUCAGGACAAAAUAGAUGACUUGAACCAUUUAUUGCUUAGAGAAAAAAAAUCGCUUAUGCCACAGCUGUGCUAUAAGCAGCUUUUACGCGCAUUGAGAAAUGAAGAGUAAGCCUGUGUUUGCUAAGAGGAGCUCUGCAGAACUUUUUAUAAUUUCAGUGGAGCACAGACUCUACAAACUGUCAGAGAGUACAAUGAUUUUGCUGUAUAAUGUUGUAGUGCUGGCACUGAAGCUUAUCAAUCAACUUUGUUUUGGACACUAAAUGUACAUGUGAUCAGAUGUUCGAAAGACCAUUUCAAGGUUCUUUUUUAACUUUCUUUUAAAACUGUUUUUAAUUUUUUAAGUUUGAGAAGGCUAAUGUCAAAAGGAAGACACACACAUUUAUUCUGCAUAUAAAAUUUAAAAAGAAAAGAUUUAAAUAUUUAUGAACAUCUUUUAUUAAAACGUUGUGUUUCCUAGUUUGAAAAAGAUAGAAAUGAGGUUUGAGCUGUCCAGUGAGUAUUUUAAACAGUGAUUCUCCACAAAAGCCUAGACACACACACACUUUGACAAUUAAGAUCAACUCUGAAAGAAGGAAGGCGGGAAUAGGAGUCCAUAAUCGUUAGCCACAGAAAUAAUGUUUCAUUGUAAAUGACAUGAUAUCAAAGAUGCCUUGAGGUGGUGAUUUACUUUGCACUCACUGUCGAUCAGGAAACCAGUAAAGCUAUAAAUGAUUUAUUAUGCAAUUCAUUUCAGACUGAUGAGUAUGAGCCACUAUAAACCACACAGCUGUAGAAAUAGCACACUGGUUAUGCAUCUAAAAUACACAGAGAAGUAUAAGAUAACCUAAUAGGUGCAUGUGUAUAGUUUCAGGGCAUGUUAUCCUUUCAAAAAAUGGACCACCCUUUAAGUAUUUCCAGGUGUAAUCAGUAGUUGAAAAAAAUGGACCACCAUUUUAAGUAUUCCCAAGUGUGAUCAAUAGUUGAUGUCAACAGUUGACUUUAAACUUUCUUGGGAAACUUGCCGGUUGGUAGCAAUGAGGGAAAGCAUUACCUUGAUUUAUUUUCGACCAGCAUCUACAGACAUUUCAACAGGGGAGAAAAUGAAAUUUAUAAGAUUUGACUGUCUCCUGGCAAUGAGUGAGAAUUUCAUUUUAUAUCAGGAUUUCCCAAAAUGGACAAAAUUUGAACGUACAAGAAGGCAGAACUGACAGAUUGGCCAAUCCCUACCUGUAGGCCAAAUCAGACACCCAUUUGACUUAUUAACAGAUUGGAAUUUGAUCACUAAUACUAGAAGGCAAAAGGAGUCAUAACCCUUCCUUUAUCUUCCUUUGCUUCAUUGCUUUCUCCUUCUUCCCUUGUGUGUGUGUGUAUGUAUACAAGGAUUAGGCGACUGGCUGAAAUUAGCAUAGUGUUGUGGCUUGAAGCUGGUGUGUGUAUGUGCGUCAGGUUUUGAUCCUUCUACUAUAAACCAUUUACUCACCUUGCUUCAUAGCAAAAUGGACAAAUGCCUGGUUUGGUCUCCUGGGUGUCAACCUGCUCUCCACAUCCAUGGAGUGAUGUCAGGACUCAAUGGUACAUAUUAAGGAACUGCAUUCAUUGGGUGGAAUGUCUUUGAUGGGCAAGUUGUUCUGGAAAAUAUUCCGUGAACAUUUUUUUACUAAGAAAAUGCAAAGCCUGAAAAUAUUUGGUGCAUGCAAAGAAGAAAGCCAUUGGGGAAAUCCAGAUUUAGAAAACCAUAUGCUGCUGUUUUCACUGAAUUGGAGCCCUGGAUGUACAAAUUCGGCCACCCCUCUUUAAUGAAACAUUCUGCAAUUGCUUUUGGUUCAUCAAUACUGGUACAAUGCAUCUUGUUAGUACAGUGUGUCUUGUUAGGAAAAGUAUAUCUGGCGAAUGCAAUGGAUGAUUUUAAAAAAGGAACUGUUUCAACUGUCUAAAGAAUAUUUUUAAAGAAAGUAUAUAUACUGUAUAAGGUAGUGAGUCACUGUAAAAAACAAAACAGGCAUUUCACCCGCCAUUGAAUGAAUUACCAAGACAAAGUUGUAUGACAAGUUGUUAUAUGGAAUUGAUUGACCCUUUUGAAACUGUAUCUUUUUUUGAAAAGUUUAUUUUAAGUUCUGUUCAAAUUCCACAUUUUUCCAGGUAGAUAAAUAAAUCUGGCAGCUGAUUUCUGAAA
This is a messenger RNA of Anolis sagrei ordinatus, 6330 nucleotides long. NCBI's taxonomy places the organism in Eukaryota, Metazoa, Chordata, Lepidosauria, Squamata, Anolidae. The record is from RefSeq and is a predicted model, not a curated record.